Molecule: messenger RNA, 1149 nt
Organism: Dibothriocephalus latus
Lineage: Eukaryota; Metazoa; Platyhelminthes; Cestoda; Diphyllobothriidea; Diphyllobothriidae
Source: the annotation of a GenBank genome assembly
AAGCCAAUUCAAUGUUGGAUACCUCAGGAGUUUACACGUGGCUGGGAAGAAUACGCUGAAAACUAUUGCUGGGUCGCAAGCACAUACUUUUCACCCCUUGACAAGCGACUACCUACUACCGCCGAUCGGAGUGCCAAUCUCAUUGUUUACUACCAGUGGGCUCCCAUCUUAAUGGCCAUUCAAGCCCUCCUCUUCUACUUACCCUGCCUUAUUUGGCGCCUCUUCUAUUGUCAUUCUGGUUUUAAUGUUCGAAGAAUCAUGCAGAUGGCUAACGACUCCAACAUUCUACUGCCGGAGCAUGGGCUGAAAAAUGUUCGUUUUAUUGCUCGCUACAUGGAGAGCUGCAUUUACCGACAACGUGACUACAAGAACCGUGACGGCUGCCGAAAUGAUAAAAGCGCACGAUCUGGACUGGUGUCCACCAACUUCCCCUACCACUCCUCCUACCGGAUGGGCCUACAGCAGUUUCCUGUCUCUGCUGCCGGCACAGAGACACAACUGCUUGGGACGAGCGAACGUCCGGAUCAUGGUCUACCUCCACCUCAAUACUACAAGUCGACAACCGAGGGCGGCACGCCAGAACCUCGUGCCCCGCCAUCGAGGUCAUCGCACCGCAGACGCGUUAUGCGAAGUAAUGGGGAGGCUACAGGCUGUCUCAGUCUCUCAAGGCGUCACAAGCAGCGACAUUCCCUCUGCGAGAGACUGAAAUUUGGUUUUCGCAGCGGCUCUCGUUCCACUCUGCUAGGAAAGCAGGCAAGAAAGUCGCAGCUGAACCCUAUCACGGGCAGCCCGGGUCUGGCCGGCGUGCUCUCGGUGUCUUGUGAUCUUGGAGAUCCCGCCAGUGGUAUUGGCAAGAGCUCAGACAGCAAGGGUUGCUUCAAGAAAUCCCACUCAAAAGCAUGGUGCUGCGGCAAACGCAGUGGAAACUUCCUGGUUGUCCUCUACUUCUUUGUCAAGGUACUUUAUCUGAUCAACAUUAUUGGGCAGCUUGUGCUCAUGGAAAAGUUCAUUGCAACAAAUCAUGCCUUUUACGGCAUUCGAGUGUUGUUGGAUCUCAUUCAAGGCACACAGUGGUACACAUCAGGAAAUUUCCCACGAGUGACCUUCUGUGACUUUGAGGCCAAAAAACUUGGAAAAAACCAGAGGUAA